GGGAGUCAAGUGCCAGGGUCGGUUCUGAAAUCUGAACUGAAUUGGCUGAAAGCCUGAGGCAAAUUAUCUAACCCUGUUUCCCUAGCAUCCUAUAGCGUCUCACCUAGCCAGUAACUUCCUACCUUGGGUACCUGAUAGCUAAGGUGCCUCACCCACGACCACAUGGCUACGCCGCACCAAGGUCAUCCACAUUAUGUGGAGCGUGUUGGAUUAGCCUUGUAGUGACGCUGUUUCACGUUCCAUUUACAACGGCCAACUUGUUCCAACUUCCGACAGGUGGAGCUCUCCACGCAUUAGUCGAACCUUCUUUUUUUUUACUACAUGAUUCUUAUGGAUAGUAUCUCGAACCGCUAAUACCGUGACUCUCCAGCAGCCUGCAACUCUCAUCGCCCAUGACGGAGGCAGACGCGUGCAACCGAACAUGGCAUACAAUGCAAACGCAGGGAGUCUAGCGCAGCUCCAGCUCAUUAAACGUAGGCCGCUGUCGGAGCAGGAAAGCAAUGUUCUCAACGCCUUCGCUCUCGCCAUCCCCAAUCUGCAUGCUGAGCCUGGAGCCAGCCGCGCGUCAGAUGCCGCGAUAGAAGCGGCGCACCGGCUCAACAGUCUCUGCCCUUCUCUGGACCACAAAGAAGACGCGCGCGACUACCUCUGGAGGACCUGGGAGAUCAUGCUCGAUAUCGCUAGCAGCCCGGAGGUGGAGGACAACGUCCACGGGCGUCUCCUGACCAUUCUCGAGGAGCUGCUACAGUGCGCGAAGGGAGAGCUGGACGAGAAACGGGUCUGGAGGGACUUGCCUGGACUUGCCGACUGCUUCGACGCCUCUUAUACCAACCCCACCUGUGAGGGGGAAGAGUCCUUCACUACAGAGGCGGCCCAGAUCUGGCAUAAGCUGAGCAGCUUCGGGGCGAGAGGCAUGGCAGCUGGAGUGCUUGCGGUCCACGCCCAGGCUAUGUAUGCGGUGCAAUCCGCGCUCGAGGAGCCGCUGGAUACGCUCUCUGGCGCCGAGGUGGAGAUGGCCGGAUGGAGGGUCAAGGUGGCCUGCGCAUGGCUUACACAUGGUGCGAAGCCUCUGCUCUGGUGGGCGCGGGAGAACGAGAGCUACGGCAAUGAGGAGGACGGCUCGAAUUACAUCAAACGAGGUCCGUUGUAUGAUGGCCCGGCCAUCAUGUGCAUUGAGCGCUGGCGCUUCUGGCUGCACCGCCUGCAAGUGCUGGCUAAGGAGGAAUCUGGCCUGGGAGAGGAGAUCCGGGUGGUCGCCCUACAGACGGUGCAGACGAUGAGGAAGGGGGAGGAAAGCACAAUGAAGGCGUGGUUGUGAGAGGACAUUCAAAGUGGCUCAAGGCAAGCGUCAAAUUCUUCCCCAUUGUUCACG
This is a messenger RNA of Chaetomium strumarium, 1372 nucleotides long. RefSeq lists its product as uncharacterized. Bases 422 to 1318 code for a protein of 298 amino acids. The transcript is spliced from 2 exons. The record is from RefSeq and is a predicted model, not a curated record. NCBI's taxonomy places the organism in Eukaryota, Fungi, Ascomycota, Sordariomycetes, Sordariales, Chaetomiaceae.